This is a messenger RNA of Malassezia vespertilionis, 1197 nucleotides long. RefSeq lists its product as uncharacterized. Gene Ontology annotation, molecular function: nucleic acid binding; 3'-5' exonuclease activity. Lineage: Eukaryota; Fungi; Basidiomycota; Malasseziomycetes; Malasseziales; Malasseziaceae. The transcript has a single exon. Bases 1 to 1197 code for a protein of 398 amino acids. The record is from RefSeq and is a predicted model, not a curated record. Gene Ontology annotation, biological process: nucleobase-containing compound metabolic process.
AUGUCAAGCCGCGUGUCGCGCACAAAGAUGGAAUUUGCGAUUCCGCACCAUCUCGACCAACUCGCCGCGUCGUUGGCCGACACGGCACCGUACGAGAAGAAAAUACCAGAUACCAUGUCGGUACGGCCCGCUUUCUACUCUUUUCGCAACCCAGUGGGCAUGAUACACACCGCGUUUUCUAAAAUAUACAAGCAUACUGCACCAGCACAGCCUUUUCCGCCGCCCGAGGUGGUUUAUAUCGACGAGGCAGCCCAGGUCGACCAGCUCCUGCCUAAAGCGCUCGAAACGACCGGCACCAUCGCCAACACGAUCGGCUUUGAUCUUGAAUGGGACUUUGGGCCACGUACAGGUAAGGCUGCGGUGAUGCAAGUAAGCACAGCGACGCGCAUUCUCAUUAUCCACCUCUCCUCUUUUCGAGGUCUUCCCACGAGUAUACGCGAAAUGAUGGCUGAUCCACGCAUCCAUAAAACUGGCGUCGCGGUACGGAAUGAUGCACAUAAGCUGCGCCGCGAUUUCGGGCUCUCAUCUGCAGGGCUUGUCGAGCUGAGCACCCUGGCCAAGGCCGUGGAGCCAGAGCGCUGGGCGCAUCGCCGCCUGCUGAUCAGCUUGCGCGAUUUGUGUUCUGCAUACUUGAACGAGACGCUGCGCAAGGAUGCGGUGCGGACCAGUACGUGGUCACACGCGCCUUUGAGCGCAAUGCAGACCGAGUACGCCGCUUCAGAUGCGUACGUGAGCCUGGAGCUGUUUCACGCGAUCGCAAGGCUGGGCUAUACAGCAGCGCAUCACACGCCGGGCCAUGCCGACGGGCUCGGGUAUAUCGAGCAGCUCGUGAGCCGCGCCACGAGCUCGGUGACGGAUGUACCGCACCUGAAACAAGUGCGCGGGCCGCCCAUGCAAAGGCCGACACUGCCCGGCCGUGCAUUUGAGCGUGCACUGUAUGUAUGGAAGAAGGACGCAUGCUCUUUUACGUACGUUGCUGCGAAUGCGCACAUUCGGAUCUCGACCGUGGUGCAGUACGUCCUGCGUGGCCUUGAUGAAGAAAUGCGUUUAAAAGGUCCGCUAGAUGAACAUGUACGCGAUCGCUUGCGCGCCGAGUUCGAACACGAAGAGGCGCGGCGUGCGGCCAAAUACCACACAUACUGGCUGCUGAAACACCGCGUGCUGACCGAGGAGCAGGUGCGGGCGCUACAAGGAUAG